Lacerta agilis (Sand lizard) is the source of this 1570-nucleotide messenger RNA. It is a transcript of the gene CFAP263, whose product is annotated as coiled-coil domain containing 113. The transcript has 9 exons. NCBI's taxonomy places the organism in Eukaryota, Metazoa, Chordata, Lepidosauria, Squamata, Lacertidae. Gene Ontology annotation, biological process: cilium assembly. Gene Ontology annotation, cellular component: axoneme; ciliary basal body. The coding region runs from base 177 to 1361 and encodes 394 amino acids. The record is from RefSeq and is a predicted model, not a curated record.
GCCGAGGAUUAUUCCCCGCUUGGAGGGGAGCAGCCGCCACCCAGCAGCCUCCUCGUCUCAGUCGCGAGGAGCAGCGGCUGGCCGCCCGCGAUGACGCAGCCCCUCCUGGAAGGCCGGGCCUGGAAGAGGAGGAGGAGGAGCGGUCGGGCGGCCUGCAGGGCCUGUGCCGCGUUGCUAUGGCGACCUCGCAGUCCCCGGCCAUGGCGGACGAGGAGUCGGAGCGCGACAGCGUCCACACGGGCGAGUCGCGGGAACUGAGCGAGGAGCUGCACCAGGACCUGGCCCAGUUCUCCAUUGACCAGCUGAAGUGCUUGGUGGAGGAAGCCAGCCAUGACAAUGCCAUGCUCAAACUCGAGACAACAAUGUUUGAGAAGACUUUCAAUCGGCUUGAGCCAAGGGACUUGCUGGAAAAGUUUGGCUCUUUGAUGGACAUGGGACAAGUACAACUUGCACGAGGCAGGCGCAAAUCUAAAUCCCGGUUAACAGCAGAUCGUCUGGUGGGUCUGACGGUGGAACAGAAAUGUGACAUAGCACAACGGGAGCUGGAGGAGACAAAGGAAGACGUUCAGAGGUUAAAGGAGACAUCAGAAAAGCUCUUGCAGAACUACCUGGCUGUCCUGGAGGAAGCAGACACCCGCCUAGUUGACAUUAAGAAAGCUGUGCAGGACUUUGACAAAGAUAUAGUCAAAACCAUCACCAAGAAGAAAGGGAGUGUCAUCGCCUCUGAAAAAGUGCUGAGAUACAUGGAAGAUAGGAUACGCUACAGGGAUGUACUGAAAGAGAAAAUUCGUUUGAAAAAUGAUUCCCUGAAAGUCCAGAAGAAGAAGAUGCAAAUGCAGCUCAAGCAGAAGGAGGAACUCGGGGAGGCACUACAUGAGGUGGAUUUCCAACAGCUGAAAAUCGAGAAUGCUCAGUUCCUGGAAAAGAUUGAUGAGCGAAACCAGGAGCUGCUGCAACUGAAGCUGACUGUGGGCAACGCUAUCCAGGUCCUCAACUUCUACAGAAAGAAACUGUAUACUGCAAUGACCCUGGCCACCAACCUGGUGAAAGAUAUUGCCCAGAGAAAGGAGUCCCUGGAAAAAAUUGAACAUGAGGCCAUCCUCGUUGAGGAGGAACGGGACAAAGCUGAGGUCCUGAACAAAAAGCUACGGAAACAACUGGCAGAUUACAAAGUGCCCCCUGUCCUCGACUAUGUCCAUGAGAAGAUGGCAGUACAUGAACUGGAGAACAUCAUCAAGAUCUGGGAGAGGAAGGUGGAAAUUGCAGAGAUGGCCUUGCGGAGCUACCAGAGUGUUUGGCACAAGACAAAGCUGGCUAGUCACCAGCUGCAGGCUCUUCUCCCAGAGCAAGGGAGCCAAUGAGAAGGAGAGAUCUGGACAAAGGCACUUUACCAAGGGCCCAGUUGCCUAGCCUUGGAAGAGAGCAGGAGCCCCUGCAGCACAUGCCUCCUGCUUCCUCUGUCUUCUUUGGCUCUCUCUUCCUGACAAGGUAUUUGCACCAGGGUCUCAGGACCCCUGCAGUUGUUGUCCCCUUUUCCUUUCUGUUCCCCUGUGAUGAGUUACUUUAUAAG